This is a messenger RNA of Adineta ricciae, 2196 nucleotides long. The record is from the annotation of a GenBank genome assembly. Lineage: Eukaryota; Metazoa; Rotifera; Eurotatoria; Adinetida; Adinetidae.
AUGUCGUGGGUCGUUGAACAAAGUGACAAUACAUCUGCUGUUAACGUCAACGGUGAUACAAUCACAUGUACGAGCACAAAUGGUUAUGGUAGUCCGAUAAAUGUUUUAUACAAGGAUGCAGCUGAUAAGAACGGACAAUAUUUUUGGGAGUUCGAUGUGAAAGAAGCCGAUGAGCAAGGUGGUGUUUCAGUUGGUCUAACAACUAAUCAAGGCUUUCAAAGUGGCUGGGCUUUGAAAGCAAUGAAAUAUUUAGGCAAUCUAUCGGACGGUGGUUGUCUACUCGUUCAAUCGUUUGGUGAUUCAAUAAGUCAAGGUGAUAAAGUUGGCGUUCUAUUGCAAUUAACCGAUGCAGAAAUGAAGAUGUACUUAUUUCAUAACAAUCGACCAUUAGGUUUAGCAUUUCAUUUUCAAUCUCCAUAUCCGAAACCGUUGUAUCCAGUGGUUAGUUUCAGUUCAAAUGGAAAAGUCAAAAUCUCUCGUUCGCAACAAAUUCCAUCCGGACUAAAUCGUGCUGCACUUCAAUAUCAAGGAAUCGAAGGCGAUUGGAAGAUUGUUGAAUAUUCUCAAUAUCCGGAAUGCGUUGGUUGCAAAUUCGAAAUAAAACAACAAGAUGACAGCGGCAACGUUUACCAUCUCUACGCUCACGUGGUCAACAAUUUAAAUUGCCGAUUAGAACAUAAUACAUCAAAGAACGAAUGGAAACCUUCACAUGUCAUGUCCACAAUGAUGGCAGGUCCUCCCGAAGAGAUGAACAAAGAAGCGGCUAUUAGCAGUUUGAUUGGCUCCAUCCAACGUUUGGACGCACAAGGUCAAUCAGGAUUAGUUAUUCGAACUAAUAGUGGUGAACAAGUGCGAUUAGAACGCUACUCAAAAGCAGAAGAGAACAUGACGUAUGUCUAUCUUGAUGACUCAACUGCGAAGGAGAAAUUUUAUGCAACAGAUAUCGCUCAAGAACCUCAACAAAUAUGUUUUCGUGUCGAUGAUGAAUAUCGACUGACUGUCGAAAAAGCAAAACAUGCCAAAUGUAAUUGUGAAAAUCCGUCUGAUGGUCUCUCAUGUGACGAAUCAGCUGCAAUCUACUUAUUUUCAAUGAGAUGGCAACCUGUCGAUCAAUGUCUUUGCUUUGUUCUGAACAAAACACUUCGCGAACAGAAUAAUACUCAACUGCACGUCUGGAAAUUGUAUUUGAGAUUGUUAUUGACUGCGUUAAAUCGUCUUCCAUCGACUCGCAUCACUUUUCAUCAAGAUAUCGAACACGAACGAACUAGACGACUUCGAAAAGAUCAUCUUCUCGUCUUUUGGGACUUUACAUUUUGUUCCCUAUCAACUCCUCUACCUCGCAAGCUGAAACAGAUCAGUUUUUAUACCAAAACUCGAACGACUUUUUCAUUUGAAUGCCGAAAUGCAAAAUUCAUCGAACGACACUCUUGGGAUCCUUCUCAAAACGAAUAUCUUCUCCUUCCCACACAAUUUCAAUUCGUCCGAUAUCUCGAUCGAAGAACAGAUCUUGAGAUCAUUCAAGUGAAAGAAUAUGACACAAAACAGCCACUCAUCGAUUUCAUCGAAGCAUCCAAUCAACAUCAUCGUCCAUCGAUUCCAACUCAAGAGAUUUCACGCACAACAUACAAAAUGCCUUCAUCAAAUCCCAACUUAGAACGACUCAUCGAACUUCAUCAACCUCAAUCAGAUAUAAACUUAACGUAUCAAAAUCUUACUACCGAUGAUAUGUCCAUAAUCGUGGAAAAAGCCAUUAUCGGAAAAAAGUGCACGCGAUUGUUCUUAGAUAAUAAUUAUAUCACUUAUGAAUGUAUGUGUAUCCUAGUCAAUGCAUUCCCGCAUAACACAACUUUACAAGAAUUAUAUUUACGUGAGACUGGUCUUUAUGAUGUUAGUGUUCAACUUUUAGCGCGUACACUUGCGUUGAACAACUGCUCAAUCAAAGCAUUGUACAUGAAUAGAAAUUAUAUCACCGAUCAAGGAGCAGGAUAUUUAGCCGAAAUGCUCAAAACAAACACGACACUCACACAAUUACAUCUCUUCAAAAAUCGAAUAGACAAGAAAGGUGCACAAUUGAUUAUGAAUGUUAUGGGGCAAGAAAAUAAAAAUCUUCUAUAUUUCGGCCAUGAAUAUUAUGAACAGAAAAAGAAUUCGAGGUUGCGCACGAUACUCCAUGUGCUUAAUUGUGUGAACAACUAA